AUGAACUACUACAACAACCAUCUUCCUCGGUCACUCCCAACCGAUGAGGCGGCCUACGCCGCCCAAUCCACCACCUCUACAGCAUCCAUACCCUACACGGAGGAGACCACCCCCCACACACAUCGUCGCAACCACAGCUCGGAUCACAUCGUAUUCCCAAAGUUUCCCGUGCCUCCACCCAGCGCAACCGCCGCCACUUCAGCUCAAGGCCACAACAGCACGUCAGCUCACUCUUCCGAACCCCAAUAUGCUAUCGUCACCCUUCAGUCGCGCAGUACGUCCAUGCCAUCAACAGCUGCGAAUCGCCUUAGUACUGGCAAGGAAAAGGAGACCUACACGUUGUCAGAUCGCACCUCGACCUUGCUCCAGGUGACAGGACAGAUUCCUCCCCCACUUAUUGGCUCGACAACAGUCAUCCACAACAAGCGAAUGGUUCUCUUCGGAGGACGACAAGAGGGGGGUGCCCCCACCAACAGCCUCUAUGUUCUCGAUCUGGAUACGCUUGUCUGGGAACUGGUCGAUCACACCUACCACCAGCGUCAUGCUCCCCAGCAGAACGAUCUUGCCACCAAGAUAACGACACCUUCGAGUCUGGAGGAACGGCACCAUCCUCUCUCACCGGACAAUACCCAGCAGAUAGACUCUGUCGUGGGUCUUACUUCUGUUGCAGCAUACACGACCUCAAUACCCCAGCCCCGCUACUACCAUUCAGCAAUCGUGGUCACAGCACCGCCUCUAUUCGACGCACACGGAGUCUUGGCAGGGUGGGGUGAGGAGAACACGGCGCAGAUGGUUGUCUUUGGUGGGCGAUGUAUCGAGCAAGACGAAUACGGUGUCCAUGAGGCUUGUCUGAACGACACCCAUAUCCUCGACUUGACGUCCAUGAGGUGGCUCUCAACCUCUCUGAACCCGGCAGAAUAUCAACAUCCUGUUGCUGCUCAGCCGGGCCUGCAACCACCACAAAAGCGAUCAGUAUAUGAGAUCUCGUCGGAGAAUGACAAGGUGAGUAACUUUGGCAGCGUCGACUCUGGUCAUGGAUCGAUGGAGCCCUCAAGACUCGCAGCUAGCCUUGCAACCUUCACUCCAGGCGACAUGUCCUUCCAAGCAGCCCAAUUCAGCCAAACUCGCAGAGAGACAUCCCCACUUCGGUCAGCCACCCCGUCGACGUUCACAGGAACACCCUCGCCAUUCGCAGGAACACCACUGACGACACAGCAGCCCACGCCUCAGUUAGCACACUCGCCUUUUAUGCAGCAUACACCCCGCGCCCGGUUUGCACAUGUCGCCUCGUUGAACGGAGAUCAUAUGGUCAUCGUUGGAGGGCGGAUGCAGGACAACUCACCGAUCCAGGAUAUUAGUGUUCUAGACCUUGCACGCCGUGUCUGGAUGAUCGGCGGAGAACUUCAUGCUCAGUGCUGUCAGCGCAUGUCAGCCCUUGCUGGCGUCGAAGAGAGACCGAUGACACGUCGCCGGCGGAGAUAUCUCGAGUGUCUCGCAGGCGAUGAACAUUCACCGGAACAGUCUUCCUCAGCAUCGGACCUUACUUCGUCAGCAUCGUCAUUGGCUCCCAGCAGCACUGCCAACAGCACUCCCAACAGCAGUGGUCCCUUGCCAAGUCUCCCCAGUGCAGCCAUCCCACCCAUUUCACCUACCUCAACCUCAUUCCUUCUCAACCCCCGCAAAAACUCUUGGCAUCGUGGAGAGGGUCACCCUUUCGAUCUCCUCCCUGGCAACACUAUUCCCCGCCAUCGGUUCAAGACCGACACUCGGUUGUUGACUGGUUUGGAGCAGGACGACUCCGUCUGGGGGCUUCAGCCAGGAAAACCGCAGGAUUAUACCAACUCUAACGUAGCUAAAUCGCACGGACUUGUCGGUUUGGGCAUGGAUCCGGAGAUCUCGCAGGGUAUGGCAGCGUCAGCUGGACUUUCUAUGACUACCGCGGAUGCAGUUGCAAGGGCUCGUCAGCCUUCUGUCAGCAGUUCCAAAAGCGGCCAAACAACAACCAGCAAGGGCUCCAAGAUGUCUGCUCAAGAGGCUGCGGCUGCUAGAAAGCGUUCUCAGUCCCAAUCGUCAUCGACUCCUUCUAAUUCGACAUCGUCACCAUCUGUGGCAGGCUCUGGUUCUCGAUCUCGCUCCAAGGCGCCUGUCACCCAUGCAGUCUCCAAGAAGUUCUUUGCAAAGUCCAACGGCGGUUUGUUGGAUCUGGACGACCUGGCAGUAACGAUAGCGCGCGAAGCCAAGACACGCCCACCAGUACGGCCCAAAGUGAUUGCUACAACUCGAUCACAGAGGCGAGGCAGUUCCAGUACAACUUCCAGCUCUGGAUCGGUACGCAGGGGCUCAGCGGCGACGGAUGACUCGCGAAAGACAGGAAAAACCGAUGGCAAGAGCGAGAAGAGCACCAUUAACGACAGCAGGAGCAACAUUAACGGCAGCCGGAGUAACAUCAACAUCAACGGUAGUCGGAGUAACGUCAACAUCAACGAUAGUAAGGUCAACGUUACUGAAGCCAAGGGCACCGUCAACGAAAGUAAGAGCACCGUCAAAGACCCUAGGAGUGAGAAACGGAAAUCCCUUGGCAGUGCGCCCGAUCCCUUCAAUUUUUCCGGCAUCGCCUUAGCGGACACGAUGAAAUCAUUUGAACAGGCUACUGCGACGGCGCCUCAGAAGUCGAUGCGUCCCUCUAUGUACAUGUUCUCGAACUACAUGGGUACCACGACAAACCCCAGACAGGAACUCGUCAAGAUCCAGGCCUCCAAGACAGCUAACUGUGCCAGGAGCGAGCUCAACUCGUACGACAUCAAGGCGGAAUGGACAGGAUCGUAUGUCAACGACCUUGCGACACGGAUGCUUGCAUCAACAGAGCUGGCCGUCCCUCCUCAGAUGCUGUUCCCAGAGAGUCAUGUCGUCGACCACUGCGUCUUGCUCUCAGGGUCAGCGGCUCCUUCCAGCACUGCCAAGACGACAGACAAACUCGCGUCAAGUUCUUCAGAAAGCCUUGGUCAGGAUAUGCACGAUGGAGCGUCGUCGUCAUCGUCUACUUCUGGUUCCGAUUCACGGUCGACAUUCUCUGUCUGGAUGUUCCAUCUCAAGACCCACCAGUGGACUCAGCUGGAGCUCUCCAAGAGUCUUUCUUCGGGCGAGUGGAAGCAGUCUCUCCUGGAUCGCGAUGACAACUACCUGUACUUGAUCGGCACGGGCAUCAAAGAUCCUCAACAGGAGUUGGCGGGAAUGGAUCCUGCCCAUCAGCUGGUCCCUACCUUGGUCCCGACGGCGUUCACACAUCUGGUCAAGAUCGAUUUGGAAGGAUUCGGCAUCUGUCCCGAGAUUGACGAGUCUUCGAUGGGUACCAACGGAGCGAAGCUAGGUCUGGUGAUGCUGAGGGAUGGUCUUGGAGCGGAUGUGGUCCUGGUGAGCUCGGCUGACGGAGGUCGAGUCCGAGUCAACUCUGCUAUUGUUGGCCAACGCUGGGGUUACUUCCAGAACUUGAUCAGAGAGCGCGAUUCCAAGAUCAAGCACGACAGCACAUACGUCCGUGGGCCCCGCGAUGAGGAAGCGAGACUUCAGGAGUUGACGGAUCUGCCAGCUGAGAUUGUUGUCCGUGAGGCAAUGCCUAUCCUAGUUGCCUUCCUCCAAUACGUCUACACCAACGAGCUUGCCACGGCCCAUCAACUCAAGCUCAAGAGUUUGCAGGGUAUGUUGCUGAUGUCAAACCGGUAUGAUCUGACCCGUCUCCGCCAAUUGGUCCUCCGAGCUCUUCACCACCAACUGGACGCCAACAAUGCCCCCGCGAUCUGUGAAGUUGCUGUUCUGUCGGGCGAGUUUGGACUCCAGACUUGUGCCCUUCGUGUCCUCCUCCAGAACGCACGUCUCGCUCAGCUCCGUCAACAGGGUGAGGCAGCCGAAGCCAAACGUCGACUGGAUUUCGCAAUGUCCCGCCUUGAAGAGAUUGAGGAGGAACGGAAACGGAGGGCCUCUGUGCCUGCCAACCAUCCUCUUUACGGUGCAGCCGCCGCUGCGGCCGCUACUGCUGCUGCUUCUGCCGCUGCCUCUGGUUCUGGUUCUGGAGUACCACCAUCUUCACGAAGCAGGGCUGGCAACUCGGUGCAGUUCACAGGAGGAGUUGUCCCUCAUCGGUCUGGAUCAGGUCCCCCUUCUACCACAACCUCUAAUACCUCUACUCCUGGGCUGGGCAGCAUUGGCCGAUUCUUUAGACAUCGUGAAGAAUCUGUUGAAUUGGAGCACCACUAG
Molecule: messenger RNA, 4251 nt
Organism: Linnemannia hyalina
Lineage: Eukaryota; Fungi; Mortierellomycota; Mortierellomycetes; Mortierellales; Mortierellaceae
Source: the annotation of a GenBank genome assembly